GUCCACCGUAUAUGCUUUGCUCUUUCAUUUUUCCACAUCAUAUUGGCACUAUCGGUUAUUGGGGUUCAUGAUACCCGUAGUAAAAGGGCUGCAAUACAAAACGGGUGGUGGGGCCCCAAAAUUUUGUUAUGGAUACUUCUCGUUGUUAUUUCCUUUUUCAUCCCGAACCAAUUUUUCAUGUUUUGGGGGAAUUAUAUUGCCUUGAUUGGAGCAACAAUAUUUAUUCUGAUCGGCUUGGUGCUCUUAGUUGAUUUUGCUCAUAAUUGGAGCGAAACCUGCAUUGAAAAAUGGCAAGAGUCGGACAACAACAAAUGGAAAUAUAUUCUUGUUGGAUCCACUAUGGCUAUGUAUAUUGGUGCGGUAACACUCACUGGAAUUAUGUAUGGAUUUUUUGCAGGAACCGGAUGUCAUCUUAAUCAAUUCUUUAUAACGUUCAACCUGGUCUUGGCCGCUAUCGGAACUGUUGCGUGUGUCCAUCCACUUGUGCAAGAGGAAAAUCCUCGUUCAGGACUGUCUCAAGCUUCGAUGGUGAUUAUUUACUGUACCUAUCUUAUUUUGAGUGCGGUAGUAAAUGAACCGUCUGGAAUCGAAAACGAAUGCAACCCGUUGAAGAAAAGUUCUGGUACAAGGACAACUACGAUUGUCAUAGGAGCAUUGUUCACAUUUUUGGCGAUCGCAUACUCAACAUCGAGAGCUGCUUCUCAAGGCAAGGCAUUAAUAACUAAGUCGGAUUAUCAUCCUGUUAACACUGCCACUGCGAUACCUUUGACGACUAACUCGCUUAACGGACUCACUUCCAACAAGCGCUCCGAUGCGCUGUUGGCUGCUGUUGAAAGCGGGUACGACUUAACGCCAUUUCAAUUCUGUACUUAA
This is a messenger RNA of Acaulospora morrowiae, 873 nucleotides long. Lineage: Eukaryota; Fungi; Glomeromycota; Glomeromycetes; Diversisporales; Acaulosporaceae. The record is from the annotation of a GenBank genome assembly.